AUGACAGUUCUCACCAGGAAACUGAAGAAAGCUGCUCGGAUUAUUCUAGUUGGCGCACCUGGUGUUGGGAAAGGUACCCAAACCGAAAGACUGAUCAAGAGAUUUCCCCAAUUGGCCUCCAUAAGCUCGGGAGAUCUGCUGCGGGAUCAUGUCCGUAAUAAGACGCCGUUAGGCGUUCAAGCGCAGUCCGCCAUCGAAGCCGGGAAGCUCGUCCCAGAUGCAAUGAUACUGGAUUUGAUAUCCUCCGAACUCGUAUCCAAAGGCUGGCUUUCCAAGCCCACCCCAUCAGCAUCCCCAUCGACAAAAGCGGCGGGACUGAACCCUUCUGCGUCUUUCAUACUCGACGGGUUUCCCCGAACGGCGACACAGGCAUCCAGCCUGGAGAGCUUAGUCCCUAUCAAUCUCGUUGUACACCUCCUUACACCGCCCGCCGUUAUAAUAUCUCGAAUCGCAUCUCGAUGGGUUCACCCAGCUUCGGGUCGGGUAUAUAACACAAGUUUCAAUGCGCCAAAGGUACCCGGGAAGGAUGAUAUAACCGGAGAACCUCUGGUUCAAAGACAAGAUGAUUCGGUUGAUGUUUGGAAACAAAGGCUGAAGAAGUUUGAGGAGACCAGCCGGUCGUUACUCAAUCACUACGAGAAGCAGGGAUGCUUGUGGCGGGUUGAGGGCGACACCAGUGAUGAAAUCAGCCCGAAGCUCUUCGCUGAGAUUGAAAGAAGAUUCGGUUGA
Messenger RNA from Uncinocarpus reesii 1704, 729 nucleotides. Its product is annotated as adenylate kinase 2. Gene Ontology annotation, biological process: nucleobase-containing compound metabolic process. Gene Ontology annotation, cellular component: mitochondrion; cytoplasm. The record is from RefSeq and is a predicted model, not a curated record. Lineage: Eukaryota; Fungi; Ascomycota; Eurotiomycetes; Onygenales; Onygenaceae. Bases 1 to 729 code for a protein of 242 amino acids. Gene Ontology annotation, molecular function: ATP binding; AMP kinase activity. The transcript is spliced from 2 exons.